Molecule: messenger RNA, 1368 nt
Organism: Colletotrichum truncatum
Lineage: Eukaryota; Fungi; Ascomycota; Sordariomycetes; Glomerellales; Glomerellaceae
Biological process (GO): regulation of DNA-templated transcription
Molecular function (GO): zinc ion binding; DNA-binding transcription factor activity, RNA polymerase II-specific
Source: RefSeq, a predicted model, not a curated record
AUGGCAGAGGAGCAAGGACGAGGGCCGCCUUCCAUACACAGAGAAGACCCAUCAGUUCAUCAGCGAGAAGAAGAAGCUCGUCACCGGCUCCCUCCAGUGGGAGCCCCCGAAGACCCCAGAUACCCCGACGACAGACACCAGAGACCAAACAUGGCCGCACCUGUUACCCUCCCAUCUAUCCAAGACCCUCACGGCGCAUAUGGGCAGCCUGCCUAUCCGAGGCCGUACCCGCCGCAUCCUGAUCCGAGAGGUGAUCCACGCGCCGACCCGCGUGCCAGCAGUUACAAUGCCUCGCCUAAUUCCGUGAACGGCUACCCUCCACCGCAACCGGGCGCUCAUCCGCCCCAACUGCCGCCUCUGCAACCCCCAGGAGACCCAAGAUCUCCUACUUACCCUCCCCCGCCUGAUGCGAGGGACGACUAUUACAGGAGAAGCCAGCCGCCUCCGCCGCAGUACGGCGACCCUUACUACCAAGAAUAUCACAGUCGCCAAGGACCCCCACCUCCGGGUCGUUAUCCUGAGUAUCCUCAGCAAGGUCCGGGUGCUCCGAGGUAUGACUAUCCCCCUGGCGCGCCGAGGUACGAUUACGGUCAAGGAGCACCUCCUUUGCAGCAAGCGGCACCAAGACAGCGGACUUCCAUCGCUUGCAGGUACUGCCGUAAGAGAAAAAUUCGAUGCAGCGGCUACCAAAGUGCACCUGGUGGCAAAUGUGUGAACUGCAGCAGGAUGAACCAGGAAUGUAUAUUCCAACCUGUGUCCUCGUCCAGCUCGACAGCUUUUGUGCCGGUGUCUGCUGUCCCCGGUGGCGUUCCGCCCGGCACACCGCUCUAUGGGGCCUACGGUCAACCUUUGCCUCCGGGCUCGUUGCCUCCGCCACCUUCGCAGGGCUACCCGCCCCAGCCUGGCAAUGGGUACUACCAACAGCCUCUCCCUUCACCAACAGGUGGCUACUCGCCAUACGAUGCGCAGCGUACCGGGAGGCGGCGUCCACGAGAUGAUGAGGGCGACGAGCUUCGACCUCCGCCACCUGACCCUAGCUCCGCAGACGAUCCCCGCCGGCGAUCUCCGGCCUCGAGCUCUAACCACAGCAGUCCGGGCUACAUGAACUAUCAGCCCGCUGGACCUGGCGCUUUCGAUCCAAGAGCACCUCCCGCCAGGCACAGUCCCGGGCAACCAUCCUCGAUACCUCCUCCAGUGACUGGGGACGAGCGCGCUGCUGCCGCAACCCAGCGCCAGAGCAAUUCGUCGACUCCCGCUGCUUCCUCGAGCUCGGUGAUGAGUCUGAAUAACUUGGUGGACACGACACCCAAUGACAUUGAUAGGAACAUGCUGGGCAGGUUGAAUCGGGGACCGGCCCCCAGGAAGUAA